UCUGGUUUCACCAUGAAUGUGUUUGACCACAGCGAGACAGACGCUCUCUUCCAGUUCUCCCACAUAUCGCACUCCACCCUGGAGCACUUGAAAAACGUGUACUCAAGCUUGGCAAUUUGCAUGUGUCUGGCCGCUGUCGGCUCCUACGUCUACAUCUAUCUGGUCGCACUCCUGGUUACAGUGAGUGCGGUGUCCCCCCUCGCAGUCCUGGGGUUGUUGAUCUGUCUUGCGGUGGCUACCCUCACGUCACUGGGGUUGUUUAUCUGGUUUGCCGUGACCCCCCAUAACCCUGAGACAGAAAGGAAAAGACUGGCUAUCCUCGAAGGAUUUGCCUUUCUCGCAGGUUUUAGCCUUGGACCCAUACUGGACAGUGUCAUCGCCGUCGAUCCGAUUAUCAUCGUGACCGCCUUCGUGGGAACCUCUGUGAUUUUCAUCUGCUUCACUCUCAGCGCCUUGUGCGACACACACAGGAGCCACCUGUUCCUCCGAGGCACACUCAUGUCCGGCUUUUCUAUCCUGUUACUGGUCUCUCUGACGAACGUGUUCUUCGGAACUACGCUUCUGUUUGAGGCGAACACAUACCUGGGACCGCUCGUCAUGUGCGGUUUUGUCCUGUUUAAUACUCAGCUCAUUAUCGAGAAAGCGGAGAACGGGGACAAGGACUACAUCUGGCACUGUUUGACCUUGUUUCUUGAUUUCAUUAGCAUUUUUAGGAGACUGCUGAUCAUCCUUUCCAAGAAGGAGAAGGACAAGAAGACGGUCUCUGAACGUAUUCUGUGCAAGAUAAUAAAAAGUGUACAAAUGAUGUAUGGGUUUGUUCAUGGUUUUUAUUGUCGACAAUAA
Molecule: messenger RNA, 843 nt
Organism: Pundamilia nyererei
Lineage: Eukaryota; Metazoa; Chordata; Actinopteri; Cichliformes; Cichlidae
Product: probable Bax inhibitor 1
Exons: 1
Coding region: 13-843 (276 amino acids)
Biological process (GO): negative regulation of apoptotic signaling pathway; negative regulation of endoribonuclease activity; cellular response to unfolded protein
Cellular component (GO): mitochondrial membrane
Molecular function (GO): enzyme binding
Source: RefSeq, a predicted model, not a curated record